Molecule: messenger RNA, 1206 nt
Organism: Neurospora hispaniola
Lineage: Eukaryota; Fungi; Ascomycota; Sordariomycetes; Sordariales; Sordariaceae
Exons: 1
Coding region: 1-1206 (401 amino acids)
Source: RefSeq, a predicted model, not a curated record
AUGUUCAACCGUCUACGCUUAUGGGUGAUAGGUCUGUUCAGUGACGGUGGUCAAGACAAUAAGACGCCAAAGCCAUUGUCUAGCAACCGUCUAGGCUUAUGGGUAAUAGGUCUGUUAGGUCUGUUCAGUGGCGGUGAUCAAGACAACAAGAGGCCAAAGCCAUCGUCUAGCAACCGGCAGCAAUGUCUCAUCUACAACAAAGUUUACCACGACAACACCCGAUCUCCGUCCUUUCCUGUUGGAUCUCUAAGACCUCAUAGCCCCAUCAAAUAUCAGUCACCCACAUACCCCACGUCCCCUACAUCUCACGAAUGCUCCGCCGAAUACUCCGAACUUUCUUUGUCUCCUCCCAAACUCGCCGAAACAGUGACAGACAUUCACGCCCCAAAUACAGAGCCCGAUCCUCAAUCCGUCUUCUCCAACUUCGAAGGCCGCAGCGAUUGCCCAACACCCGGCAUCACAUACAUCAUCCUCCACCACCCUACCAGCCGCGGCCUGAGCAUAAUCAAGGGCGAACCGACUCUACAUCGCGUCCCCGAGCCGAAACCCGGUAUAUCACACCCAUUGCUGCUCGAAGGCAAGACCAACUGGCACUGGGAAUGCGUGGAGGCAGACAACUGGCUUAGCUUCCGCAACGCCGCCACUGGGAGGUUUCUCGGCCACGACACUGACGGGAACGAAAAUCCGAGAUGGGGAAACAUUCAAUGCUUAAGCAGUCGGCCUGGGAUAUCAGAGAAGUUUGCCUUUUUGAGCUUGAAAUCCGGGGAUAUAGCUUCAAGCGCGAUGCUCUCAAAAGGGGAAGUGGAUGGUUCUGAGGCCUUUGAACGAGUAGACGAAAACAUAAUCAAGGAUGAAAUUAUAGUCAAAGAGUGCCGGACAGCAGAAGGAAAUAUUGAGGACCUUGGGGAUGUUGGAAAGUGUGAGGUGGAGUCAGAGCCGCAGGUUCAGACAGUCGCACUGUAUUCACUUCUUGUACAGCCGCGGAGGUUGACGCCGUCUGAUCAUCUUCAUCGGAACACGGGUUGCCCAUAUCAUGCGCCUCGAUUCCGGAAGCUGGUCAAGGUACAGGUGAAGCCGGAGAGCCUUGCGGAGGGGUCGCAAGUACUUGUGGUUUGGGAUGCUGAUGAGGAUGCGGGCACGGUUUGGAGGUUUGUGAAGGUCGUUCCGCCAGGGAAAGAAUCAGUUGAGGAGGAGGUUAUGGCUUGA